CGAUUUACGGGAAAAUAACUCCUUACCAGCUCUCCUUUAAAUGUUGACUUCCUGGAGUUAGGUUUCGUUUCACUUUUCUUUUAACCAAGCUAUAGCCUACCUUUGAUCUCGUCCAGAAGUUUAACUUCAUUUAUGAGGUAGAACAAGAGAGUGGAGAAAAUUGGUUGACUUGUUCAGCAGAUAUUUUCAAAGAAAAUGGCAGCGCCCAAAGGGCCCAAUGUAAACACAUUAAAAGAGGCGGAAGGCUUGGCGCAGGUCCUGAGCGAGGUCCUCAGCAGCGGGGACAAGCAGGAGGCGGCGCUGCUCGCCGAGAAGCUUGCCUCCCUCCACGUCCCCGUUUCGGUGCGAAUCUGCCCGGAGGCCUAUGCCAAGGACACGAUACAGCUGAAGGUGGGGUUAGAGGAUGCCCAGACUGUCAACUCUGCUCCCAUCACCAUGUCCGUAACACCGGGCAUGACCAUCUCAGCUCUGAAGAAUGAGGUGAACACCAGGUUCGGAUUCCACCCGCGUCUGCAGACCUGGGUGAUCGGGAAGCGCAUGGCCCAGGACAAGGACACGCUGUGCUGCCACGGCGUGAAGCAGGACGGGGACCAGGCCUUCCUCUACAUCCGCUCAGCGCAAGCGGCCCAGCUGACUCGCGAGCAGCACAAGCUGGACGCGGAGAACCUCCGCUUGGAAGGUAUUAUUGAGACCAUGGACAAGCACCUGGAGCCGAGAGGUGCAGGGCCGGGCAGGGCUAGAGAGCCAGUGAACCCCCCACUGACAGCGUUCCCCAAACCUAAAGGUCCACCCGCCCCACCGCCAAAGCCACAGUUGGGCUGGUCGUGUCCCGUGUGCACGUUCGUGAACAAGCCGACGAGGCCAGGGUGUGAGAUGUGUGGCUCGGAGAGACCAGCGAACUACCAGAUUCCAGACCUGUACCAGCCGGACGAGGAGGAGGUCCUCCGCAUCAAGCAGGAGGAGUUUGCCCUCAUGCAGUACCAGCAGGCCCUGGAGGAUCAGAGGCAGAAGAAUUUUCAGAACCUGCUGCAGACGGACGAGCACAGUCUGGUGCCCAACGACACAGAGCUGGAGUGCCCCGUCUGCUUCAUCCCGAUCUUACCAGGAGAGGGCGCCAUACUCCGUGAGUGCCUGCACACCUUCUGCAGGGAUUGUCUGAAAGGAACCAUAACCAACAGCAUGGAUGCAGAGGUGACCUGCCCUUUUGGGGACGAUACCUACUCCUGUGACUGCAAGCUGCAGGACCGAGAAAUCCGCUCUGUGCUCUCCCCGGAGGAGUACCAGAAGUUUCUGGAACUGAGGCUGAGCAUCGCCGAGACGCGGAGCGAGAACAGCUUCCACUGCAAGACGCCCAACUGCCAGGGCUGGUGCAUCUACGAGGACGAGGUCAACGAGUUCGUGUGCCAGCUCUGCAACAAGACCAACUGCAUCCUCUGCAAGGCCAUUCACGACGGCAUGAACUGCAAGGAGUACCAGGACGACCUGCGCAUCAGAGCGGAGAACGACAUCGCCGCUAAGCAGACUGCAGACAUGCUCAAUGCCAUGCUGACCUCAGGAGAGGCCAUGCACUGCCCCAAGUGCAAGAUCAUAGUGCAGAAGAAGGACGGAUGUGACUGGAUCUGCUGCGUGAUGUGCAAGACGGAGAUGUGCUGGGUCACCCGCCAAGCUCGCUGGGGUCCCCAGGGCCGUGGAGACACAUCAGGGGGCUGCAGGUGCAGAGUGAACGGACCCUGUCACCCUAACUGCCAAAACUGCCACUGAGGGCAUUCCUCCCCUCCACCCAUCCUCCUCAUCUCUACCUCCUCCCCUCCACCCAUCCUCCUCAUCUCCACCUCAUCACCUCCACCCAUCCUCCUCGUCUCCACCCAUCCUCAUCUCUACCCCCUCCUCACCUCUAUCCCUUCAUUUGCACUCUCCUAAUCUCCACCUCCUCAUCUCCACCCAUCCUCAUCUCUACCCCCUCCUCACCCCUACCCCUUCAUUUUUACUCUCCUAAUCUCCACCUCCUCACCUCUACCCCCUCGUCACCUACACCCAUCCUCCUCAUCUCUACCCCCUUCUCACCUCUACCCCUUCAUUUUUGCACUCCUGAUCUCCACCUUUUUGCCUGUACCCCCUUUACCUCCUCCUCAUUUUCGCUCUCUUCAUCUCCACCCAUCCUCCUCCUCCUGGGGUGGUCCGAUUGCUGCUUUACUCUUCGUAGCAUGGAAGAAUGGCGUUCCACGUCUGGGAAAAAGAAGAGUUUGUACUGUUUAACUUGCUUUGGUGAAGGUAGAUUGCAUUGACACUCCAGUUAUAUAGAAAAUGAAGGAAGUCUCAGUGUGCUUAUAAAGCAUUGUACAGUUUCUGACGAGGUUGGUAUGUACUUUAUUUGAUUCGAUGUAGCACUUUCCAGUUUUUAAAAGAAAAAUUACAGGCAAUGUUGUGAAUAUGGGGUGAACUUAUACCAUGGCGUUCCAAAAAGCAGCUCUUUGCUAAAUGAACAUUACACAUAAGCAAAAUAGUGGCAGCGUAGGGUGCUUGUCAGGUGGAGGAAUGGAUAUAAAUUGUACUGCAUAGACAAGAGACAAGCCAACUAGCAGAUACUUAGGCACUGUUAAACAAUGCAAAGUGGAACAAUUAAUAGCAACAGAAACAGAUGGGAAAAUGGAGGAUUGCAGCCAUGCACUUUGACCGAUCUGGUCAAAAUGUACUAGUGCUGUUCUCUUACCCUUCUCCAAAGCAUUCGCUGUUAUCAUUUAAAAUCACAGCCAUAAGAUUCAUGCUUCGGUAUUAAACCAUCCAAUACACGUUUACAAGGCAUGUUCUCACACACCAUUACCUGAGUUCAAUGGCAACCUGGAAUACAGUAAAUACUCUUUUGUACUAGCCUGGAGUACAAACUGCCAGGAAUUACUAGAAGAUCUUUAUUUCCAUUUAUUUUUGCUUUGUGAAUAUUAAUACUGGAUGAUAUUAAGUUUGGUUUAUCAACGUGUGUUUAAUACAGCGUGAUAACUAUGAAGAAAGAAAUCAGUUGACAAAUUGCAUUCAAUUCUAGUUUAGUUGUAUACUUGGAUAUAUAGACCUACUCAAGGGGGAGAUUUAAUCGAACAAAUUAAGUGUGAAGUGUUUCCUGAACAACUUCAGUUU
Anguilla anguilla (European eel) is the source of this 3129-nucleotide messenger RNA. RefSeq names its product RanBP-type and C3HC4-type zinc finger containing 1 (gene rbck1). Lineage: Eukaryota; Metazoa; Chordata; Actinopteri; Anguilliformes; Anguillidae. The coding region runs from base 196 to 1761 and encodes 521 amino acids. The transcript is spliced from 13 exons. Gene Ontology annotation, biological process: positive regulation of canonical NF-kappaB signal transduction; protein linear polyubiquitination; proteasome-mediated ubiquitin-dependent protein catabolic process. Gene Ontology annotation, molecular function: ubiquitin binding; ubiquitin-protein transferase activity. The record is from RefSeq and is a predicted model, not a curated record. Gene Ontology annotation, cellular component: LUBAC complex.